Molecule: messenger RNA, 2813 nt
Organism: Anoplophora glabripennis (Asian longhorned beetle)
Lineage: Eukaryota; Metazoa; Arthropoda; Insecta; Coleoptera; Cerambycidae
Product: coronin-6
Exons: 9
Coding region: 134-1609 (491 amino acids)
Biological process (GO): actin filament organization
Molecular function (GO): actin filament binding
Source: RefSeq, a predicted model, not a curated record
AUUUCUUAAAACUAAAGUGAUCUAGAUAUGAAGUGUGUGUAAAAAAGUUUAUGAUUUUAAUUUCUAUGUAAGAUAUAAAUGUAAAUAUUUGUUGUACGCGUACCUUAGAUAGCCUCAACCAGCUGCAGCCAAGAUGUCUUUCCGCGUGGUCCGCACUUCAAAAUUCCGACAUGUCUACGGACAGGCCCUCAAAAGGGAACAGUGCUACGAUAACAUUCGGGUGUCAAAGAGUUCUUGGGACUCUACGUUCUGUGCAGUCAACCCAAAGUUCCUGGCUAUCAUCGUCGAGAGCGCUGGGGGUGGCGCCUUCAUCGUCCUACCGCACAAUAAGGUAGGACGCAUCGCAGCGGACCACCCCCUGGUGGGGGGUCAUAAGGGUCCCGUCCUCGACAUAGCCUGGUGCCCGCACAAUGACAAUGUCAUCGCCAGCGGUUCCGAGGACUGCGUGGUCAAAGUGUGGCACAUCCCCGAUGGAGGCUUGCACAAGACCCUCACCGAGCCCAUAGUGGACCUGGUUUACCACCAGAGGAGGGUGGGGCUGGUACUCUGGCACCCGACGGCCUUGAACGUGCUGCUCACCGCCGGCAGCGACAACCAGGUGGUCAUUUGGAACGUGGGUACCGGAGAGGCUCUGGUGGAGAUAGACUGCCAUCCCGACAUCGUGUACAGCGCUUGCUUCAACUGGGAUGGGUCCAAGCUGCUGACCACCUGCAAGGACAAGAAAAUUAGGAUUCUCAACCCCAGGACGGGAGAAGUCGAGACUGACGCCGUUUGCCACGAAGGUUCCAAGGCUACCCGGGCGAUAUUCCUGAGGCACGGCUUGGUCUUCACGACGGGUUUCUCCAAGAUGUCGGAGCGGCAGUACAGCCUGCGCACUCCUGACUGCCUGGGGGAGCCCAUCGUGAUGGUCGAGCUGGACACGUCCAACGGGGUCAUGUUCCCGUUGUACGACCCCGACACGAACCUAGUGUACCUGUGUGGCAAGGGGGACUCUGUUAUUAGAUACUUCGAAAUAACGGCGGAGCCCCCGUUCGUCCACUACAUCAACACCUUCCAAACCCCCGAUCCUCAACGGGGGAUCGGUAUGAUGCCAAAGAGAGGUUGCGACGUCACCUCGUGCGAGAUCUCCCGCUUCUACAGGCUGAACAACUCCGGACUCUGUCAGGCGAUCACCAUGACCGUCCCGAGAAAAUCGGAACUGUUCCAGGAAGACUUGUACCCGGACACCCUGGGCGACACGGCCGCUCAGUCGGCCGACGACUGGAUUGGGGGCCAGGACGCCGAACCUGUAUUGAUCUCCCUCAAGGACGGCUACAAACCGCCGGAAUCCAAAUCGGUGACCGUGCAUAAGAGAAGUAAUGUCCUGGACAAGAUGCCGCCCAAGGGGGGCAAGUCACCCACCACCCAGGCCUCGCCGGUGUCGGACAAGACCCUGCAGGAGUUCGCCGACGAGAUCAGGAAGCUGAAAGCGAUGAUCGUAAAGCACGAGAACCGCAUCAGGGCCCUGGAGGCGGAGGUGGCGCUGAACAAGGCCACAAACGCCGACGAGGACGGUUCCGGGGGCGACGGGCUCAACGCGCAGCCCACCCUUGCCUCAGACGAGGUGUAACGAACUCCGGAACGCUUCGGAUCUCAUCGAACUGCUCAAACUAAUAUGUAAAAGCAGGUCCGUCUGGAUCGCCGCGAAGCUGUUAUAUCCUCCUUGUGCCAAAACGCACGGUCUGUCUCUCUGUCUCUCUAAAACGCUGCCGGGAUCACGACAAUGCGGACAAGUUUUGUUUUUUUUUCUCUCUUUGGUCAAUUAGUAGCAUCGCCGAAAAAGCCAAGUGUCGUAGUUAGAGUUUACGCAAUUAUAGCUGUGUGUGUUCAUCAAAUGACUACAGUCCGGCCCGUUCUCGGGUCGCCCCUCCCCACUCUCCCCUACCGACAUAUCCACCCGCCGUCCCCACAACCCCCGACCCACAACCGUUUGCAUCGCCUCCGCUUUUUAUACGUAACUAAUGUAAGUCGCAUCGUUUUAUUUAUUUUUUUAUCACGCCGCAUCGUUUUUAAUCCGCCAUCCCCAUCCCCGUCCCCCGACAAAGUGCUCUUAUUAGUAGGUUAACCGAAAGAAGGGAGUCUUUACACCAGGAUUACCAACGACCUCGCCUAAACGGUUUUGCCUUACCCGGUAAUCGUUUUAUCCCACCCGGUAAUCGGUUUUAUCGGUAGAAUUACCGUUCAUCGGGAUCCGGUAAUCCCCUUUAUUUCUCGGUAAUGAUUUUUAUUGUACUUGGUUGGUGAACCAAAUCGUCGCGUCUGGCAUCCUUUGAAAUCGGUUACUGGUGGUGGUGAUUUUGAGGCGUUGGUACGCCUGGUGCCUAGGUUAGGUACAUUUUAUAGUCUGUGUAAUUUUCCAUGGAAUUUUUGAUCGGAACGGUUACUUGUAUUUGAAUAACGCUGCCUUAAAAACGAAUUUCUAUUUUCUUAAGCUUAACGAUGUAAUUUCUCUUGUUCGCUGUUACUGUUUUGAAGAUAAUCGGUUGUUAUGCGAUAAGGGCAGGUAGAAAAAUUGAUUGUUAGGAGAAUAUUUUUUUACGUAGUUCUCGUUUGAAAAAGAAAGUCUUAAUAGCGAUUUGUUGGUUGUUACGUAACGAAAUUGUUGGACAUUUUGCGAUUCAAAAAUUCCAUUUUUUUUGUGUGUUGCAAUAUAACAACGAAUAAUACUGUAUAUACAUGUAUAAAUAUAGUAUAUAACUGCAUUUUUUUCAGACUAAUAAUAUUAUUAAUGAUUGUAUUGUUAGUAUUUUUACAAAUACAUUGAAGGAAAUUGA